AUGGAAGGUAUAUUCGGUGAGAAUGAUAAACAAGGUAUUAUUCCACGUAUGGUACAGGAUAUUUUUAAUCAUAUUUACAAUAUGGAUGCUGAUCUGGAAUUUCACAUUAAAGUUUCUUAUUUUGAAAUAUAUAACGAGAAAAUAAGAGAUCUCCUUGACGUAACCAAAAUGAAUCUCGCAAUUCAUGAGGAUAAAAACCGCGUACCGUAUGUGAAAGGUGCCACUGAACGUUUCGUGUCUAGUCCCGAAGAGGUGAUGGCCACAAUCGAUGAGGGAAAGAAUAAUCGUCAUGUCGCUGUUACAAAUAUGAAUGAGCAUAGCUCAAGGAGUCAUAGUGUGUUCUUGAUACAAGUGAAGCAAGAAAAUACGGCCACUCAGAAGAAACUUACCGGAAAAUUAUAUUUGGUUGAUUUGGCCGGUAGCGAGAAGGUUCGUCCGAAAUUGAUUUUCUCUGAAUGA
Messenger RNA from Anisakis simplex (herring worm), 459 nucleotides. The record is from the annotation of a GenBank genome assembly. Lineage: Eukaryota; Metazoa; Nematoda; Chromadorea; Rhabditida; Anisakidae.